UCAGUAAAAAAAAACGAAAGUCCAAAACCCUAAAGAGAAAACCCCAUCGCCGCCAUCCCACCACCAUUCUCUCCACCUUCUUCCUCCCCUCGUCUCCCGGUCCGUGGCGGAGCAAUAGAUGGAUGCCGGUACGCAGCCCGUGGGUAGGUUUCUAUAGCACGCCAGCCGAAGCAGGAACGCAAGAGACGGCGGGGCGGCGGAGAAUUUGACGGAACCGAAGCAAGAGAGGAGGGGGCGGAAUAGGUUUCGGGGGGCAAGAUGAGCACUGUGGACAAGAUGCUGAUCAAGGGGAUCCGGAGCUUCGACCCGGAGAACAAGAACGUCAUCACCUUCUUCAAGCCCCUCACCCUCAUCGUCGGCCCUAACGGCGCCGGCAAAACCACGAUCAUCGAGUGCCUAAAGCUAUCUUGCACCGGCGAGUUGCCCCCCAACUCCCGCUCCGGCCACACCUUCGUCCACGAUCCCAAGGUAGCAGGUGAAACCGAAACAAAAGGGCAAAUUAAGCUGCGUUUUAAGACAGCAGCAGGAAAAGAUGUGGUCUGCAUCCGCUCUUUCCAGCUUACCCAGAAGGCAUCGAAGAUGGAGUUUAAAGCAAUCGAGAGUGUUCUCCAGACUAUAAAUCCGCACACGGGCGAGAAGGUUUGUCUCAGCUACAGAUGCGCUGAUAUGGAUAGGGAGAUUCCAGCCCUAAUGGGUGUUUCAAAGGCUAUACUGGAGAAUGUUAUAUUUGUGCACCAAGAUGAGUCCAAUUGGCCAUUGCAGGACCCGUCAACACUUAAGAAAAAGUUUGACGACAUCUUUUCUGCUACCCGCUAUACCAAAGCUCUCGAAGUCAUAAAGAAACUUCACAAGGACCAAGCACAAGAAAUCAAGACUUUUAGGUUAAAGCUGGAGAACCUUCAUACUCUUAAAGACCAAGCAUACAGGCUUCAUGACAGUAUUGCACAAGAUCAAGAGAAGUCAGAUGCCCUGAAAACUCAAAUGGAGGACCUGAAAACAAACAUCGAAGCUGUUGAAAGCAAAAUCCGUCAUACAGGAACAGGUAUGAAUGAAUUGAGGAAACUGCAGGAGCAAAUUAGCACCAAGGCAACUGCUAGAAGUACAUAUUUUACACUUCAGCAGCAACAGUAUGCUGCUCUUUCUGAGGAAAAUGAAGAUACCGACGAGGAACUGAAGGAGUGGCAAACAAAAUUUGAAGAAAGAAUUACAUUAAUGGAAACGAAAAUCGGUAAACUAGAACGGGAGAUGAAUGAUGAGAAGACAAGUACCUCCUCGCUGUCUGUGACCAUGAAUGAUUUGACACUUGAAAUAGGAAAGCUCCAGGCAGAAGCUAAUGCUCACAUGUCCGUGAAGCACAAACGAGACUCAGCCAUCAGGAACAUAUUCACUAAACAUAAUCUUGGUACAAUCCCUGAUGCUCUGUUUACUGAUGAUGUUGCCAUGAACCUUACAAACAGAAUUAAAGCAAGAUUAUCGAAUCUCGAGGAUGAUUUGCAGGAUAAGAAGAAAUCUAAUGAUACACAUCUAGAGUUUCUUUGGGAACGUUAUCUUAGAGUAAAUGCUCGCUACUCUGAAGUUGAUGGCCAGAUACAAUCUAAGAGAGAAUCUCAGGUAGGCAUUUCGAGGCGCAUGAAAGAUAAAGAGAAUGAGCGCGAUGCUGCCGAAAUGGAGCUUUCAAAGUAUAAUCUGGCCCGUAUUGAUGAAAGGGAGCGGCAUAUGCAAAUCGAAGUUGAGAGGAAGACACUUGCCCUGGGAGAAAGAGACUAUGAUUUGAUUAUAAGUCAGAAGCGUCCAGAGAUAUAUACGUUGGAUCACAAGAUAAAAGCACUUUACCGGGAGAAGGAUAACAUAACUAAUGACGCUGAUGACAGAGUAAAACUAGAACUGAAGAAGGAUGAGUUGGAAAAGUGCAAAAAGAAACGUAAAAAAAUAUAUGAUGAACACAAGGACAAAAUUAAAAGUGUUCUUAAGUGGCUUCCUUCUGAAAAGGAUCUCAAGAAGGAGAUUACUCAAGCUUUUGGGUCUGUAGAUGCGGAUUACAAUGGAUUGAACUCAAAAUCCCAGGAAGCAGAACAACUGUUGAAAUUUGCACAGAUGAAAGUUGAUGGUGCUAGAAGCCGAUUGUCAAAGUUUCAAAAAGAUUUGGAUGCCAAAAGAAAGCAUCUGGACGCGAAACUUCAAUCAAUUACUAAGGUUUCUGUUGACAUCAACAAGUACCCCAAGAUACUGAAAGAUGCCAUGGACGAUAGAGAUAAACACAGAAAUCAGUACAAUCUUGCAAAGGGAAUGCGAAUAAUGUAUGACCCUUAUGAAAAAAUUGCCCGUGAUUCUCACAAGUGCCCUUGUUGUGAUCGCGCUUUCACACCUGAUGAAGAGGACUGGUUUGUAAAGAAGCAAAGGGCAACAGGUACAAGUUCUGCAGAGCAUAUGAAGGUGCUGGAAAUUGUGAAAUCGGACGCUGAGGACUUUUUCAAGCAAUUGGAUGAUCUCCGUGGGAUUUAUGAUGAGUAUGUGAAGCUGGGGAAAGAGGCUAUACCUUUAGCAGAGAAGGAUUUGGAACAACUUUUGGCGGAUGAAAGUGAGAAGGCGCAAACAUUCGAAGAUCUUGUCAGUGUUCUUGCCCAAGUUAAAAUGGACAGGGAUGGAGUGGAAGACUUGUUACAUCCAAUUGAAACUAUUGACAGGCAUGUGCAAGAAAUACAGGACUUAGAACCACAAGUCCAAGAUCUUGAAUAUAAGCUUGAUUCUCGUGGCCAGGGUGUUAGAUCUCUGGAGGAAAUUCAGCUGGAGCUGAACUCUGUGCAGAGGGCAAGGGACACAUUGAUUGGUGAAGUUGAUCAUCUCAGGGAUCAACAAAAAAUACUUACUGAAGAUCUUUCAAAUGCUCAGAUGCGGUGGCAUGCUCUUAGGGAAGAAAAAGUAAGUGCUUCAAGUAUAGUGGAUAAGUUCAAAAAGGCUGAACAAGAUUUGGUACAUAUUGCCGAGGAAAAAGAGCAACUGAACCUAGAUCAGAAGCAUUUAGAAGAGGCUCUUGUUCCAUUGUCAGAAGAGAGAGAAAGCUUGUUACAAGAGUAUAAAGCUUUGAAGGAAAGGCUUGAGCAGGAGUUUGAGCAGCUGGCAGAAAGAAAAAGGGGAUUCCAGCAAGAAAUCGAUGCACUUGGAACUCUAAACACACGAAUCAAAGAGUACCUGGAUUCAAAGAAAGCAGAGAAGCUUAAUGAAUUGCAGGAAAAGCAUAGGCUGAACUUGUCCGAGUUACAGAAGCAUGAGGCAAGAAAGCAAGACAUAUCAGCUGAGCUAGACAGGAGCAAAGAAGUAUUGCGGACCCAAGAUCAGUUUAAAAGAAACAUUGAUGACAACCUGAACUACAGGAAAACAAAGGCCGAAGUGGAUCGGCUUACGCAUGAUAUUGAGUUACUUGAAGAUAAUGUGCUUUCCAUCGGCAGCAUGUCUACUAUAGAAGCUGAUCUUAAACGUCAUGCUCAAGAAAAAGAAAGGCUUCUUUCAGAGUAUAAUAGGUGUCAAGGAACGAUUUCUGUUUAUCAAAGUAAUAUUUCAAAGCACAAACUUGAGCUUAAACAGACGCAGUACAAGGAUAUUGAGAAGAGAUAUUUUAAUCAACUUCUCCAACUUAAGACAACUGAGAUGGCAAAUAAGGACUUGGACCGAUACUAUGCUGCUUUGGACAAGGCUCUCAUGCGGUUCCAUACCAUGAAAAUGGAGGAGAUCAAUAAAAUAAUAAAGGAAUUAUGGCAGCAGACAUACAGAGGCCAAGACAUAGAUUGCAUAAGCAUCAAUUCUGAUUCUGAGGGUGCUGGCACUCGAUCGUAUAGUUAUCGUGUUGUCAUGCAAAAUGGUGGUGCUGAGCUGGAAAUGCGAGGGCGAUGCAGUGCUGGUCAGAAGGUGCUUGCUUCUCUUAUAAUCAGACUAGCACUGGCAGAAACGUUCUGUCUGAAUUGCGGCAUAUUAGCUUUGGAUGAGCCAACCACCAAUCUAGAUGGGCCGAAUGCAGAGAGCCUAGCUGCUGCCCUAUUGAGAAUAAUGGAGAGCAGGAAAGGCCAGGAGAAUUUCCAGCUAAUUAUAAUCACUCACGAUGAGAGGUUUGCUCAGCUUAUUGGUCAGAGGCAGCUUGCCGAGAAGUAUUACAGAGUCUCCAAGGAUGAACUACAACACAGCAAAAUUGAAGCCCAAGAGAUUUUUGACUGAUGUUUCGUAUGCCCUCAGCGCUAAACUUGUUGCAUGUCUUACCGGCCAAGUAGGUGACAUUCAUAUUAUGGGCGGUCAUCAGAGAAACGGCUAUCAGUGAACUCUAGUCUGAUAUCUGUUCGGCAUGCUCUAAAUUUUCUAUGCUUUGGUUUAUGUCAAUCAAGCUUCACCUAGAAUACUUGCAUGUAAGAGGCUGCUUUGUGUUUAUUGUUUCUUUAUUGGAACUAGUUAAAUGCCUGUGCAUUGCAAUGGUCU
Lolium rigidum is the source of this 4461-nucleotide messenger RNA. Its product is annotated as DNA repair protein RAD50. The record is from RefSeq and is a predicted model, not a curated record. Bases 259 to 4206 code for a protein of 1315 amino acids. NCBI's taxonomy places the organism in Eukaryota, Viridiplantae, Streptophyta, Magnoliopsida, Poales, Poaceae. Gene Ontology annotation, biological process: telomere maintenance via telomerase; double-strand break repair; chromosome organization involved in meiotic cell cycle. The transcript is spliced from 27 exons. Gene Ontology annotation, molecular function: single-stranded telomeric DNA binding; ATP hydrolysis activity; double-stranded telomeric DNA binding. Gene Ontology annotation, cellular component: condensed nuclear chromosome; nucleus; Mre11 complex.